AGUCACAAAAGAAUAACUUUUUAGAUUUUUAGCAUUAAAAAUUAUUAAAAAUGAAUUAGGAUGAAGGGAGUAGCGGCUGAUUUGAGAUGGAUAGAAUUUCCCACCGACGUAUGUUUGAUCAUCGACUACUAGCCAUUGGAUUGCAUAUUCUCCCAAAACUGUUCUUUUGACUGAAAGUUGAACCCAAUCUUCAUCUGAUCAACUUAAAAUUCAGAGACCCCAUGCCAUUUCUGUGAAGGUUCGAUCUUGUAUUGCCAGGAUUUACUUCCAGACCUGUUCUUGCUGGGCGACAAUUAAAAACCCAAUCUUGAUCUGCUAAUAUGAACAGCGGUGGAGGAGCAUAUCUGGCUUAUGCUAUCCUUCCAUUGUUGAAGCUCAUCUGUUUGACAGUCAUUGGUCUGAUUCUUGCACACCCAAAAGCCAAAAUUGUCCCCAAAGCCACUUUCAAGCUUCUCUGCAAGCUUGUCUUUGCUCUGUUCUUGCCCUGCACCAUAUUCAUCCACCUCGGCGAGGCUAUCACUCUCAAGAACUUCACUCUUUGGUGGUUCGUACCCGUGAAUGUGAUUUUAAGCGUUGUGAUUGGCAGUUUCUUGGGAUUCUUGGUGACCAAGAUUUGCAGGACACCCCCAGAGUUCAAAAGGUUCACGAUUAUCGCUACUGCAUUUGGGAACUCUGGGAAUCUUUCCCUUGCGAUUGUCGGAUCGGUUUGCCACAGUGCGGACAACAUUUUUGGCCCAAACUGCCAUAGCAGUGGAGUGGCGUAUGUGUCGUUUUCCCAGUGGGUUUCGGUGCUUCUUGUUUAUACUCUCGUGUAUCUGAUGAUGGAGCCACCAUUGGAGUAUUAUGAAGUCGUUGAGGAAGAAGGUGUUGAGAUUCAAGAACAAUUGCCCCCGGCUAAUGAUCUGAGUAGGCCACUUCUUGUUGAAGCCGAGUGGCCUGGAAUGGAAGAAAAUGAAACAGAACACUGUAAGACCCCAUUCAUAGCCAGGAUUUUUUCUAGUGUUUCCAACAUCUCCCAAAGUUCAAUCCCAGAUCCUGGGAGUCCGAGACAGCUCAGAUCAAUGACGUGUUUGGCUGAGCCACGCGUAGUAAGGAAAAUGAGAAUCGUCGUCGAGCGGACUCCAGUCCACCGUGUCCUUCAGCCACCGAUGAUUGCAACUCUACUGGCUUUUGCCAUCGGGAUGACCCCGCCGCUCAAAUCUUUUGUUUAUGGCCAAAAUGCCCCUCUCUCGUUCCUAACUGACAGUCUUGAGAUAAUGGCCCAAGCAAUGGUUCCUUCCGUGAUGCUCAUCCUCGGAGCAAUGCUAGCCGAGGGCCCCAACGAGUCGAGGCUCGGCGUGGGGACCACAAUCGGCGUGAUUGUCGCGAGGCUUUUGGUGCUACCCGCGCUGGGGAUCGGGGUGGUUUUGGCGGCGGACAAGGUGAACAUUUUGAUCCCCGAGAACAAAAUGUACCGUUUUGUCCUCCUGUUGCAGUACACGACUCCCACCGCUAUCCUGUUGGGAGCGGUGGCUCGUCUGAGAGGAUAUUCGGUGAGCGAAGCUUCUGCACUUCUCUUCUGGCAGCAUCUGCUUGCAUUGUUGUCUCUUUCUAUAUACAUGAUUGUUUAUUUCAAACUGCUGCUCUCUUGAAGUUGAGGUCUGGUUUGAUCUUCUUCUUCUUCUGCAAUAAUGUUUCUCAUAGAGAACCAAAGCUUGCCAAUAGAAUCUGUCCUUUUUUAUUUGUCCCCACAAAGAGGGAUUACUUGUAACAGUAUGAUUUAAAUGUCUAUGAGGACAUGGCUUGUGAGUUCCACCUUCUUUCAAUGCUUGGGGCUCCAAUUUGGAGUUGUUAUGUAAAAUAGUGAUUCAGAACUCUUUUCCAAUUUUUUAAAGAAAUAACUCUUUUCCAA
Cuscuta campestris is the source of this 1891-nucleotide messenger RNA. Lineage: Eukaryota; Viridiplantae; Streptophyta; Magnoliopsida; Solanales; Convolvulaceae. The record is from the annotation of a GenBank genome assembly.